ACGGUCAGAAUACAAAAUGUCAGGUGACUCAGGUCCUGGACCCAAUGCAGGCAUUGCGUCUCCGGGCAGCUCGAGCUCGACAACCACUUUGACAAGCAAGUCUACCGAGGCAGCAUCUGCUGUCACCGCCACUUCGGUGAGCAGCUGGAGCCCGGGCGAGGCAGCAUCCGCUGUCACCACCACUUCGGUGAGCAGCUGGAGCUCGGAUACCGCUUCGGUGAGCAAAUCUAGCGAGGCAGCAUCUGCUGUCACCGCAUCUCAGACACCCCUGGGCAAGCCUAUUCCAACAUCUUCACCGCCGGCUUCUAGCACGCUCGCUGGUACAUCCAGCAACACGUCUGCAGGGAACGGUACUUCGGGUCUACACGCACCGAACCAACAUUCAACUAUCAAUGCCGGAACGAUCGCUGGCGCCGCUGUUGGAGCAGCUGUGGGGGCUGCGAUUCUUGCAUUCAUUGUGACGUAUCUACUGAUGCGCUCUCGUCUAGCAGUGAAGAAGAAAACGAACGCUACCGACAUUGACACUGGCCUAAUCCGACCUUCACUGUCAGAAGCAAUGGUGAGGUAUCGUUACAAGAUGACAAUUAUCAAACAAGCACUUGCCAAUAUGAUCUUCUCGAACAUCACCAUCGAGGACGAAUCUCCAGGCUCUCUUCUGCCUCGAGACGUAGCGGAGCUACAGAAGUCACUGCAAACUGCCACGAGGGAUCGAAGCAGGCCGGCAACUUCACAAGCUCUCGCCUACACACGCUUCUUGAUAAGCUACUUGCGUCCAGCCCCUUAUGAGGACCAAGCUCUACUCGCUCAACGCGAUCGCACCAUCAAGGCCAUGGCAACCACAUUUUGUGUUGCGCUCGAGCCUUGGUCGUCCCAAGGCACGACUUCUGAUGCUCGGUGUUCCAACUUGAUUGAGAUCCUGCGUGGAGCAGCCGCUGGUGGUAUUCUGCUGUUCUCACAGCGCGCCACAUUCAAAUUUGAUUGGGAUUUGAAAGAUAGGAGGCCCGUGAAUAAUAUAGUGGUUCUGCCUGGACUUCUGAAGAUCACCGACGACAAAGCCCGCCCUCUAGACAAGAUUCUUGUCUGCAAACCGCAGGUCAUUGCAGAAUUAAGA
Messenger RNA from Aureobasidium musti, 1111 nucleotides. The record is from the annotation of a GenBank genome assembly. NCBI's taxonomy places the organism in Eukaryota, Fungi, Ascomycota, Dothideomycetes, Dothideales, Saccotheciaceae.